Molecule: messenger RNA, 7991 nt
Organism: Bombus impatiens (common eastern bumble bee)
Lineage: Eukaryota; Metazoa; Arthropoda; Insecta; Hymenoptera; Apidae
Gene: IntS8
Product: integrator complex subunit 8
Exons: 14
Coding region: 131-4618 (1495 amino acids)
Biological process (GO): BMP signaling pathway; SMAD protein signal transduction; cell differentiation
Cellular component (GO): heteromeric SMAD protein complex
Molecular function (GO): DNA-binding transcription factor activity, RNA polymerase II-specific; I-SMAD binding; RNA polymerase II cis-regulatory region sequence-specific DNA binding
Source: RefSeq, a predicted model, not a curated record
GACACCUACAAUCAUUUUCAAACUAAGCUUUAAAUGGUAGAAGAUGAACUUGAAUCUUUGAUGAAGACACAGAUACAUAUGAAAAUUACUUCUCCGGCCUUAAAUGUUUGUCUAAGUUGAAAAUAAUGCGAUGAUGGAUGUGGAUUUAUUGAGACCAGGCACUGUGCCUAUAUCUCCUGAUACGAUUCUUUGGUUUGAAUUUUUAUUAAAUCCAUCUUUAUUACAACAACAUUUAUCCAAACCUUCUCCCGAUCCUUCAGCGACGGAUUUAAUUAUCAAGUUUAUGACAAUAAAUUCAGAACAAAAGGAAAAUGAAGUGAAAAUUGUUGAUACAGAAAUGAAUGAUACAAAACCUAACACCGCAGUUAAAUGGAGUCACAGAAAUCUUGCUUUGAAAAUUCUUUCUUUGAAAGUAGCAGCUCAUUUAAAAUGGGAUUUGGAUAUAUUAGAAAAAAAAUUACCAUUACCAAUACAGUUAACGCUACUUCAAGACCUUCUUUAUAUAACAUCAGAUUUAACAGUUGAAAUACCAACUAUACCUGAAUUUGUAAUGCAUCCAAUUUCUGAUCAACUUCUAUUUACGAUUGUUUUAUACCAUAGAUGGCAUAUAAGAGCAAUUCUUUAUAGAGCCUUAAAUAACAAACAGUCAAAGCAACAAUUUCUUCAUAUUCCAGGUAUACAAGAAUCAACCUAUGUACCACCUGGAGUAGUAGAUGACAUAAUUAGAAAAUUAGAAACUCAAGUGUCUAAUAGUAUAACCGUUCUAAAUAAUGUUCUUGAAAGUAAAGAUAUAAAUCCAAAAAUGUUAUCCUUUGAUACUUUCCAAAUGCUAUCUGAAGAUAGCACAGAGAUUAAACAAAAUUGGGAGAAUAUGUAUUCUAUAAAUUUAGAAGAAUUUAAAUGCCAGAUACAUUACGAUCUGGCAAGAUUUCAUUUGUUAAAAGAAGAAUACCAGGAAGCAAAGCGUCAUAUUAUACAAGCCAAAGAAUUAUUUUACAAUUUCGAUAAUUCAGAAGGAAGGUUAUAUUGUAAAGUUCAAAAAGAAUAUUUAGAUGGUUGUUCCUUAGCAUGCGAAGUACCUAUAGAAGGAGUUACUUCCAGUCUUACCCAACAAUUGCAAGCAUCAAUUAAAGAUCAAUAUACUAAUAUAUUGCAAAUUUUACAAACAGAUAACAUUACAAGAGAAAUUCCUCAAGUUUAUAGAGAUAAUUUGGAACUUGAUGUGCAAGGAGGAUCUGUUAAUAGAAAAAUUGUAGUAGCUCGCGAUCUUUUGCUCCAAAUUCAAUGUUUAAAUUUAGUUAGAAAAAUUGUAGAUGGUAGUAUAAUUCUUGGUGAUUAUAUAACAGAAAUACAAGCAGCUGGAAGCAAAGGAAUGGAUAUAUUUCUUUCGGCUCUUGGAAAUGUUUUGGAACAAGCUACUGAUACAGACAAAAAACGUAUUUCUCGCUAUCUUCUUUAUUUCGUACAUACCACUAAUAUUUAUAGGUUUGCUUCUAAAAUACUCAGUGAUCCAUUGUAUAUGGCAUUAUUUAACGAGGAAGAAUUAGAAGAAAUCAGAAAAUCAGCCACUGUUGAAGAACUUGAAAUACCAGAUUUAUUAUUGAAAAAUGAUUGGGGUAUUCCGCUAAUAACAUAUACUCAAAGCUCAAGGAUAGAAAUAUUUGAAUUAGAACAAAGAUUAAUACAGUCAUAUGAUACUAAUGAAAUUCACGAAAUAUUGAUACAUUUAGAUGGUAAACAUCGAAUGAAACCAUUAUGGAAUGUAAAUAGUUGUUGGGAACUACCUAUACCAUUACAAAGUGUUGUAAUGUCUCUUCCCAGAGGAUUCCUUCAAGAUUAUUCAUAUGUAUUGUUAGCAAAAAGUAGGGAAUUAGUAAUGUCUAAAGAUUUUGAAGGGGCAAUUGAGAUAUUAAAUGUAUUAGAGAAAGAAGUACAGCAACAUUCACAAAGUGGAAACACAUUAAUAUUUAAAUUGUGUAAAUUAGUAAACUGGGAAUGCCUUCUUGUAGAAAUUUGGAGAUGUCUUCACUUAUGGCCGGCAACGGGUAUAUGUGAUACGCAAACUUUAGUCACAAGAUGUAAACAAUGUCUUGGAGCAUUACAAGCAACAGAUCAAGUUAUACCAAGACAAGAAAUUAUUGAAUAUUGCACUGUUUUUCUCUUAAAUAUGACUGAGUGGGAUUAUUUAACAAGUUUAGAGAAACGUUGGAGUUACUCAGAGUUUGCAGCAGCCAUCAGUAGCGUUUGUCAAGAUAUUGUUAAAUACAAAGGUGGAAGGAAAUUUCCAAGAGAAGCAUGGGAUAUGGUAUUGACUGCCUUUGGACCGAGUAGAGAUCAACCACAGAAACGAAGCAACAGUGGUAAUAGUGGAACAAGUACUGGUAGUGCUUCAAGAGAUGUUAUUGCUAGCAUUGGAGGAACACUUAAUAGAUUACGCGAACCUAUGGUUCUUACUGUUGUUAUUUCAUUAUUAGCACGUUUGCGAAAUGUUUUACGUGAUGAAUCUGGUCUUGAAUUACAUACACAAUAUCUUCCUCUUUGGCCUGCUGGUGUACCAAACGCUAAUUCCUAUAAUAUUAGAAGUAUUGGAGAAUUGCUGUUUCAAUUACUAACACAAGCUUUGAAAUAUUAUCCAAGUAAUGUUCCUUGGUUGAGAUUGAUGGGAGAUCUUAAUUUUGUUUUAGGAUACUAUGAAAGUGCAAUAAAAUAUUAUUUAGAAGCUAUUAUGGUAGCCAGUGAUUUGUUCAGUCAACCAGUACCAAGAUCACAGAUUGAUGAUCUCGUUUAUAGGCGUAUGAUUAAAUGUUGUGCUCAUUUACAAUGUUAUACCCAGGCUGCUGUAUUGUGUCAAUUUUUGGAGGAAGUAGAUUAUACUUUAGCUUUUAAAAUGGCAGCCAGCGAUCAAAAAAGUUGCGCACCAGCAGACGCUAUGGACGCGUACUAUCAUUGUAUUUGGGAUACUACAAUACUUGAGUAUCUCAUUCAUUUACAUACAAAACGUGGUGAACAUCAUAGAAAACAAUUAGCGAUUAAGGUAAUUGGUUUAUUGGAAUUGAAUUCUAAUAAUAAUGAAGAAAUACAAAGGGAAGCAGCGAACAUUCGGAAAGCGAAAUUUUUAAGAGCAUUAGCAAAACAGUAUGUUUAUUGUUGCUAUAAAACGGAAGCUAUAAAAAAUUCAUACAUACAGUUUACAUAUUACAGUAUUUUUAACAUGGACGAUGAAGAAGGAUCAUCAAGUUCUGGACCCAUGUCUUCAUUGAACAGUUUGUUUUCAUUUACUAGUCCUGCUGUAAAAAAGUUACUUGGUUGGAAACAGGGUGAUGAAGAAGAAAAAUGGGCAGAAAAAGCAGUUGAUUCAUUAGUAAAAAAAUUAAAAAAACGGAAGGGUGCAAUAGAAGAAUUAGAACGUGCUUUGAGCUGUCCAGGCACACCUAGUAAAUGUGUAACAAUUCCAAGAAGUUUAGAUGGUAGAUUACAAGUUUCACAUCGUAAAGGUUUGCCACAUGUAAUUUAUUGUAGAGUAUGGAGAUGGCCAGAUUUGCAGUCACAUCAUGAAUUAAAACCAUUAGAGUUAUGUCAGUACCCUUUUUCUGCUAAACAAAAAGAAGUUUGCAUCAAUCCUUACCACUAUAAAAGAGUGGAGAGUCCAGUGCUCCCACCUGUAUUAGUUCCUAGACAUUCAGAAUAUGCUCCUGGACAUUCAUUGUUACCAUUUCAACAAAUAGCAGAACCAACAAUGCCACAUAAUGUGUCCUACUCCUCUAGUGGAUUUAAUGCUGGAUCUACUGGUGGUGUAAAUCCAACAUCACCUAUGUCUUCUGUUGGAUCUGUUCCCAGUCCAGGAAGCACAACAUCACCAAAUCCACAAAGUCCAUAUGGUACUAAUGGGCUACCAGAAACUCCUCCUCCAGCAUAUUCUCCACCUGAAGAUGGUUCACAACCUGGACAAUCACCACCACCUGAUCCAGUAGCAAUGGAUACAAGUGGAUCAGCUGAAGUAGCUCCAGUAUGUUAUCAGGAACCACCUUAUUGGGCCUCCAUUGCAUAUUACGAAUUAAAUUGUAGAGUGGGUGAAGUUUUUCAUUGUCAUUCUCACUCUGUUAUUGUGGAUGGUUUUACAAAUCCAAGCAACAAUUCUGAUCGCUUUUGUCUUGGACAAUUGUCCAAUGUAAAUCGUAAUUCUACUAUUGAAAAUACAAGAAGACAUAUAGGCAAAGGAGUACAUUUAUAUUAUGUAGGUGGUGAAGUUUAUGCAGAAUGUCUCUCUGACUCUGCUAUAUUUGUACAAUCUAGAAAUUGUAAUCAUCAUCAUGGAUUUCAUCCUAGUACUGUUUGUAAGAUUCCACCAGGAUGUUCAUUGAAAAUAUUUAAUAAUCAAGAGUUUGCCCAGUUACUUUCACAAAGCGUUAAUCAUGGUUUUGAAGCAGUUUAUGAAUUAACAAAGAUGUGCACUAUAAGAAUGUCAUUCGUUAAAGGAUGGGGUGCUGAGUAUCACAGACAAGAUGUUACAUCUACUCCUUGUUGGAUUGAAGCACAUUUACAUGGACCCUUACAGUGGUUAGAUAAAGUGUUAACACAAAUGGGUUCUCCUCAUAAUGCUAUAAGUUCUGUAUCAUAAUUUGUGCAUCAAAUCUAAUAGCAAAGGGAGAAAAUAGUGAACUGUAGGAAAAUCUGAUGAUUCAAGAACAGUUUUUAAUAUUAUCAUAUAAUAUUUUAACUAGUUAUUGUAAGAGAUUUAUGAAAGUAUCAGAGAAAGUGGUAAAUGAAAAACUGCCUAACGAGAUUUUUCUCAUGUGAGUAAACUGAAGCUAAUAUGAUUAUGAAAAUAAAGGGUUACGAAAGUUCAUAAUUAUUGAAAGUGAUCCUUAUUAAAGAAAUUUCGGAGAUUACAGUGUACACGUAAAAGCUGUACAAUUUUUUGGCUGUUAAAUAGGAGAAGAAUUAUAGCAGAAAAAAUAUGUGUUAUAUAUGAAGAAUCAUAUUUUUCAAAUAUAUUCAAUUACACUUAUAUAUAAUACGUUAUUUUAUAUGGAAAAUUGUUACAAAAAUAUGUCCUAAUGCUAUAUCACGAAUGCUUCAUUAAAUUGUUUCGAGACUUAUACUGAAAUCUACAUAUGCGUAGUUAAAGAGCAAAUCAACUGUAAUUAAACAAAAGACGAUUACUGAAUAAUAAUAUACGAGAAUGAUUCAGAAUUACAUCAAAUAACAUUUUAACAUUUAUAGUUUUGAAUACAAUAUGCAUGCUCCUGAAGCAUUUGAUUUAUGCCUAAACAAGUCUUAGAAUAUUUAAAUUUAUUACUAUUAAGAUUAUAAUCUAAGUGUAAUUAAUUUCAAUUUUACUAAUUGUAAUACAAUUAAUAUUUUAAUAUAAACAUCAGAUGCUGAUCUCACGUUAACAUUUGAAAGUUAACUGUAUCUGAUGACAUAUUGGAAUAUUAACUUUGAUAAUGCAUAUAAAAAUAUUUUUUGCGCAACGUUUCCUAAUAUUCGCGAAAUGUAAGCCUUUGGAUGUAGCCUUAUAAGAAAUUAAUGUGACAACUAACAUAAAGUCAUCUACUUAUUACUUGUCGAAUUGAGAGUAAUAUAAGACUUAUGUGUUAGCUUUGCACUUUUCAGAAGUGUUUACAAAUUUCAGGCUUUGACAGAAGUUUAUGUACAUAUAAAAAAUACAAUAUUAUAUGCAAUUCAAAUAAUUGGCAUUACAUUUGAUACAAACCAUAUGAAAAUUCUGUGAAUUGAAUUCUGAAAAGUGCCAAAAGUGUAUGUAUAUAAUGCCUUUCAUUUAAAUCAUGUCGAAAACUAUUUUUGUUGAUCAUUAAUAGGGAACUUAAGCCAAUGGAGAAAGAUUUACCUAGAAAAUAUUCGGUUACAAAAGAUAUUGCUUGUUUUAUAUAUUUUACUGAAUAACAUGCAAAUUUUAUAAGAACAUUAUAAUAGUGAGCAUAAGAAUUAUAUAUCACAUACACAUUCAAUAAUGAGCUGGGAAGGUCAUAUGAAUACUUAGUUGAGAUUAAAUAAAAUUAAAUCAAUGGAAAGUGUUAUGCAUUGAAAUUUCAUUACAAUCAACGCUCAUGUCUGUGUCUUUACAUAUUUAUAACAGAACAUUAGCUUCAUGAUGUAGACGUUUAUUAUAUACAUCGAUUCUCAUCUUAAUUUUACAUUAAGGUACGCAGGUAUUACUGAAGAAGCAUAAAUCUCAACUUAAUGUUACUAUUGGAAAUAUCUAUAAUGUAUAUUCGAAUGAUCUUCUGGCUUGCUGAUAAACUUACGAUUAUAAUUCAAAUUAUUUUUAUGUAUAUCUUACGAAUAUUUCAAUUGUAAGUGAAUGAAGAAAGUAUACGGAUCAUAUAACUUUAACGGAGAGUACUUGAGAACUGGAACAGAAGUCACUGCCGCUUGCUGUUACUUAUUUGUCGAUGUACCUAGCUGUGAUUGUUUGCUACCAAAUUUAGCAAAUUACGUAUGGGUGAUCAACGAUGGUAAAAGUAUUUGCUUUAUUGAAUCAAUGAAGAUGAAGAUAUGUAUUUGAAUUUAAAAGCAUAAUCGUACAAGGAAAUAUGACAAUAACGCUUAAAAAAAAAAUAUGACGAAUAAAAAUAUUCAAUCAAAGGAACAUUUAUCGUACCACGUACCGUUUUUUCGUGAUCACCUGUAAUACCUAUUUAGUUGAAAAAAAGAAAGAUAAUAAUAAUAAGAGAAAAGUAUUUUUCAUCGAAACGACGCUGUAAUUGGUAUAGAUAAUGUCUUAAAAUAAUGUAAACCUGUUAACAGAAAUGUGAAUUAAUGUUUUAGGUAUAUCGAGCUUGUAGCACUCGUAACGAGCAUAAUGCUUUAUCGCAAUAUGUAUGUAUGAAUAGCUAAUAUGUAAUAACUAUAUUUAGAGCUUCUAUUCUUUGUUGGUAUCGUUUUCAAUUUUUUUACUGUUAAUUGAUGCACCAUAUAUUGCAAAUCUUAUUUCCAAAUCACCUGACAUUGCUUUCUAAUUCCUAAGUUUUACAGAACUGGAUAAGAGCUUAGUGAGUAUUGCAACAACAACAUUAUUAUGCUACAAUUUAUAUACUUAAUUAUGUGCCGCCCAAGUUGUGCCUUGGAUAUCUUUUACACAAUAUAUUUCAAAUAAAUAUACAAAUAUGAAAUGAAAAUUUGCUACAAUGUGUAGUGAAACAAAUGUAUUGUUUGUCAAAUAGUGCUUAGAUAUAUUUUGAUCGUAUAUUAUGUGCAAAGUACACUGCCUAUAAUGAGAUUCCUAAAUGCAUAAAUAUAUAUUUAAAAAUACAAUAGUUUUAUAGAAAGAAUAGAUUAUCAUGAUUGGUGAUUUGGGAAAGAUUUGUAAUUAUUUUAGAUGUCAGUCAGUGUAAAUAAAUUCUUUUAGCUGUAAAAAACAUUUACAAAAUCCAUUCCACAUUUAUCAUGUAGAUCCGAUAGCUACGGGCUUUCUCUUUAAUAUUUUCUUUACGUCUUUCAGAGUGUCGGUAUCAUUGUAUAUUAUUCCAGAAGAUGAUCGUGAUAAUAAAAAACACAGCUAUUUAUCAUGAUCGAAAGUACGAUAUCAAAUAAAUUCUGUUGCAGAAUUAUAAAGAUUAUCAACAGAAAUAUCGAUCAGAUAUAGCUAGACAUAAUUAAAGCUGCAUACAUUUCUUUAUCCUUGAAACUGAUAUCAUUCGCACAUAUAGAAAUCUUCAUACUUUCGAUGAUGUAACAGCAGAUGCUGAUUUGUUGUAGCAAUCAACAUUACGAUAUCGUACAGCUCUGCUAUCGUUAUUAAAAUUAUGAAAUUCUUCAAGAGAGACUUCGUACGUAUUAGAAUAUUAUCAAAAAAAUGUACUCUUGUUUCCUCUGUCAAUCUUUCGAAACAAAGUCAGACCUCGUUCGACGAUUCAAAAAUUUUCAUUUGUGCAACUGUAUCUGCAUUUCUGGUAAUUACUGUGUUGUGCAGUUACCGAGUAUAAAUAAAAAAUGUUUCCUAUCUGUGUAUCUAUGUGUAACGAAAA